Messenger RNA from Leptonychotes weddellii (Weddell seal), 2357 nucleotides. The record is from RefSeq and is a predicted model, not a curated record. NCBI's taxonomy places the organism in Eukaryota, Metazoa, Chordata, Mammalia, Carnivora, Phocidae.
GGUCUUAAAGCCAGGAAAGAACAGAGUGACUGUUUCAGCUUCAGGACGGACUCCACAAAGUUCCUGCUCCUCCCUGAGGGCUGGCUGCCUUUCCUUAGAUGUGGGGAGCCGAGUGUUGGGCUGUGCUCUGCAUCUUUAUCCUUGAUCUUUGUUCCAGGUCUGUGGCCACUGCGCUCUGACCCUAACCGGGAGACUGAUGACACUCUGGUGCUCUCUUUUGUGGGCCAAACAAGAGUUCUCAUGUUAAACGGAGAAGAGGUGGAAGAAACCGAACUGAUGGGUUUCGUGGAUGAUCAGCAGACUUUCUUCUGUGGCAACGUGGCUCAUCAGCAACUCAUCCAGAUCACUUCAGCAUCUGUGAGGUUGGUCUCUCAGGAACCUAAAGCUCUGGUCGGUGAGUGGAAGGAGCCUCAGGGCAAGAACAUCAGUGUGGCCUCCUGCAACUGCAGCCAGGUGGUGGUAGCGGUGGGAAGGGCCCUCUACUACCUGCAGAUCCGUCCUCAGGAGCUCCGGCAGAUCAGCCACACAGAGAUGGAACAUGAAGUGGCCUGCUUGGACAUCACCCCACUGGGGGACAGCAAUGGGCUGUCCCCUCUUUGUGCCAUUGGCCUCUGGACAGACAUCUCGGCGCGUAUCUUGAAGCUGCCUUCUUUUGAGCUACUGCACAAAGAGAUGCUGGGUGGAGAGAUCAUCCCUCGUUCCAUCCUGAUGACCACUUUUGAGAGUAGCCACUACCUCCUUUGUGCCUUGGGAGAUGGGGCGCUUUUCUACUUUGGGCUCAACAUUGAGACAGGCCUGUUGAGCGACCGUAAGAAGGUGACUCUGGGCACCCAGCCCACGGUAUUGAGGACUUUCCGUUCUCUUUCUACCACCAACGUCUUUGCUUGCUCUGACCGCCCCACUGUCAUCUACAGCAGCAACCACAAAUUGGUCUUCUCCAAUGUCAACCUCAAGGAAGUCAACUACAUGUGUCCCCUCAACUCUGAUGGCUAUCCUGACAGCCUGGCACUGGCCAACAACAGCACCCUCACCAUCGGCACCAUCGACGAGAUCCAGAAGCUGCACAUCCGCACGGUUCCCCUCUACGAGUCUCCCAGGAAGAUCUGCUAUCAGGAAGUGUCCCAGUGCUUCGGGGUCCUCUCCAGCCGGAUCGAAGUCCAGGACACGAGUGGCGGCACAACGGCCCUGAGGCCCAGUGCCAGCACCCAGGCCCUGUCCAGCAGUGUCAGCUCUAGCAAGUUGUUCUCCAGCAGCACAGCACCGCACGAGACCUCCUUUGGAGAAGAGGUGGAGGUGCACAAUCUCCUCAUCAUCGACCAGCACACCUUCGAAGUGCUUCAUGCCCACCAGUUCCUGCAGAAUGAAUAUGCCCUCAGCCUGGUCUCCUGCAAGCUGGGCAAAGACCCCAACACGUACUUCAUCGUGGGCACAGCCAUGGUGUAUCCUGAAGAGGCGGAGCCCAAGCAGGGUCGAAUCGUGGUCUUUCAGUAUUCUGACGGAAAACUACAGACUGUGGCCGAGAAGGAAGUGAAAGGAGCCGUGUACUCCAUGGUGGAGUUCAACGGCAAGCUCUUAGCCAGCAUCAACAGCACGGUGCGGCUUUAUGAGUGGACAACAGAAAAGGAGCUUCGCACCGAGUGCAAUCACUACAACAACAUCAUGGCCCUCUACCUGAAGACCAAGGGCGACUUCAUCCUGGUGGGCGACCUGAUGCGCUCAGUGCUGCUGCUUGCCUACAAGCCCAUGGAGGGGAACUUUGAAGAGAUUGCUCGAGACUUUAAUCCUAACUGGAUGAGUGCUGUGGAAAUCUUGGAUGAUGACAAUUUCCUGGGGGCUGAAAAUGCCUUUAACUUGUUUGUGUGUCAGAAGGAUAGCGCUGCCACCACCGACGAGGAGCGGCAACACCUCCAGGAGGUCGGUCUCUUCCACCUGGGCGAGUUCGUCAACGUCUUUUGCCACGGCUCCCUGGUCAUGCAGAAUCUGGGCGAGACGUCCACCCCCACACAGGGCUCGGUGCUCUUCGGCACAGUCAACGGCAUGAUCGGGCUGGUGACCUCACUGUCAGAGAGCUGGUACAACCUCCUGCUGGACAUGCAGAAUCGACUCAAUAAAGUCAUCAAGAGUGUGGGCAAGAUCGAGCACUCCUUAUAUCCUUCCCAAGAGGCAUGUCCCAGCACAGGUAGACCGCCGCGUUACCCUAAGCUGCCUCUGGAAACUGCGGUCCGUUCAGGAAAUGUCUUGACUAGCUUCCUGUGGGGAACAGGCUUCUGUCCUGUUUUUUAAAUAUACUUUUGCUCAUGGAAAAAUUCAGACACGCUGGUAGAGAGAAUCGUAUAGUGAAUCCCCGUGUACCGCCA